Messenger RNA from Colletotrichum spaethianum, 804 nucleotides. Its product is annotated as DSC E3 ubiquitin ligase complex subunit 2. Gene Ontology annotation, cellular component: membrane. NCBI's taxonomy places the organism in Eukaryota, Fungi, Ascomycota, Sordariomycetes, Glomerellales, Glomerellaceae. The record is from RefSeq and is a predicted model, not a curated record. The coding region runs from base 1 to 804 and encodes 267 amino acids. Gene Ontology annotation, biological process: retrograde vesicle-mediated transport, Golgi to endoplasmic reticulum. The transcript is spliced from 2 exons. Gene Ontology annotation, molecular function: serine-type endopeptidase activity.
AUGUCCUUUACGAAUGCGCCAGUGACGCGCACUCUCGUUCUUGGCUUGGUGACGAGCUCCAUUGCAGCCAGCCUGCUAGACGUCAAGCAUUACUUCUACAUUGUUGUCGAUACCCAUCUUUGGCGGUAUCAUCAAAUCUGGCGCCUUCUAGCAUAUCAGCUAUGCUGUACCAACUCGAGUGAGGUGCUAUUUGCUUCAAUGACCCUCUACCAGUUGAGGGUCAUUGAACAGAUAUGGGGGUCGAGGAAAUAUGCUUCAUUCGUAGCUGUAUCCGCGCUCUUCACCGCAAUCAUACCUCCCGUCUUCCUAUCCCUCGUCCUGCGUCCACUGACGGCCGGUCUGUUCAACUACAUGCCUGCCGGGCCAACACCAAUUAUUUUCGCGAUACUCGCGCAGUACCAUGCUGUGAUCCCACACGUCUACCGAUACCGCGUCGCAGCGUCAUCAGCACCACCUACGAACGACCAGUUUGUUGGUUUGACCUUCUCGGAUAAGUCAUACCGCUAUGCCCUCGCGUUGCAGCUGGCCCUCUUCCAAUGGCCGGGCUCAUUGCUUGGAGCUGUCAUCGGUUGGGUUGUGGGAUACUCAUGGAGGAACGACUUGUUACCAGGAGCAGUGACGAAAUGGCGCCUCCCAGGAUGGAUGGUUGGUGUCAGGACGCAGAGAAGACGGAGCGAAUUUGAGGGCCUUAGGCGGCGGUUGGAAGGCGAGGGCUCAUCUGCCACCGCAUCUGGUGCGCAGGGACAGGCUGAUGGAGACGCUGGACGGAGAAGACCGGCCGGUCAAGACAGGCGUGAGGACUGA